Messenger RNA from Nematocida minor, 828 nucleotides. RefSeq lists its product as uncharacterized. Gene Ontology annotation, cellular component: alpha DNA polymerase:primase complex. The annotation marks the transcript as partial. NCBI's taxonomy places the organism in Eukaryota, Fungi, Microsporidia. Gene Ontology annotation, biological process: DNA replication, synthesis of primer. The record is from RefSeq and is a predicted model, not a curated record. The transcript has a single exon.
AUGAAAAGAAGUACUUUAAUCGGGCUGUACAUUGACGCAGUCCCAAGAAUACUCACGAUGAUUCAGUACCAGUCUUUGGUGCAGAAGAGAAGGGAGGUGUACGGGUACAUAGAGAGAUACAAACAGCUCCCCGUGGGCUCCAUCCUAUCUAAAGAUACGUACGAGGAUGAUAUAGGCCAGCACUACGCGGCUAAGCUGGCAGCCGCAGCGAGCGCAGAGUCCAUUGAAGAGUUCAUCGCAGGAGAGAUAAAUAUAUUCAGGCUUCGUCUGAAGCAGACAACAGACAGUGAUGUAUACAAGCUUUUUAUCAGCGAGUAUUUACCCCGCCUUCAGAAUCCAUUUACGUACGAGGUGCAGGAAGAUAAGAUAUUUGUAAGAAUUGAUGAAAAAAACAAGAUCAACUGGAUAGGAGAGAAAAAGAACGCAGAGCUUGCCUCUGAGGUGAUGGGUGCAUACAUAAAGCACAAGAGCAGCCUUGCAAUAUACGCACACUUUACAAAGUACUACACAGCGCAAGAGAAAUUUGCAGGAGGAUUUGCUAGAUCUGGAAUUGAGGGAAUUGGCAGUGUUUUAACGCGGGGGUUUAUGGACCUCCUGAAGAACAGCACACAAACGCUGUACAUGUCAGGUGUGCCAAGGCAGUACAUUGUAGCACAGCCGGUGGUCUCAGUGGCAAGCAUGAAACUGCAGGAAAAGGCCAUUCCUCUCUGCAUAUCCAGUGUUCUGGAGAAACUCAAAACAAAAAAACACCUGAAAUACGACGAUAGAUCAAAUUUGAACAACUUUUUAAAGGCAGCAGGAGUGCCCAUAGAAGACGCUAUUUCUCUG